AUGCGGAGCUGCCUGGUGCUGGUGUUGGCGGUGCUGGGGGGGGCCUGCGCCCUCCCGGCCCCCCUGGCCUACACCCAGGCGCUGGCCCAGGCCGUGGACUCCUACAACCAGGACCCCACCGUCACCAACGCCUUCAAGAUGCUCAGCGCCAGCCCUGAGCCCACCCCGCUCAUCAAGGAGUGCUCUGCGCCCGUGCCCCUGCCUGGCAGCCGCCCCGUCCUCGAUGUCACCUGCGUGGACUCCAACAUGGACCCCGUCAAGGUCAAGCGCUUCUGGCCACUGGUGCCGGUGGAUAUCAACCUGUACAAGGCCAUCAAGAGGAAAUGA
This is a messenger RNA of Mesitornis unicolor (brown roatelo), 327 nucleotides long. RefSeq names its product cathelicidin-3-like. The record is from RefSeq and is a predicted model, not a curated record. NCBI's taxonomy places the organism in Eukaryota, Metazoa, Chordata, Aves, Mesitornithiformes, Mesitornithidae.